UCAUCCAAUCGAAUUCAAAGCCGCAUGCUAUCACCAUUGUCGUCUCUUUUUAACAUGGUGGCAAUAUUGUGUUUAAACUAAAUUCCUACAUUUAUUCAGUUUCUGUACUUGUUUAACGUUAACUCAAAACAAAGAAAGCAACAAUAAUAUUUAAUGAGCAUUAUCAACAGUGCGACGUCCAAAGCUUUCCGUAAACAGAUGGAUACCUUGACUUGUUAAGUAUUCUGUGCGCAAAACUAACCUAACAAUUUCUUGUUUGUUACUGACAAUAUCUUAGUUACGAUGGAUCAAAUUAAUUCAAAGACUAAAGAAAAGAUCGACUUGGCGUGCCGAACUGCUGAAGAAUUCACCAAACUAUACUAUCAAACUAUCGAUCAUAGAAGACAUUUGAUGUCGAGAUUAUACCUUGAUACUGGUUUGUUUUCUUACAAUGGGAAUGGUGCAUCUGGAAAUGAAAUGAUUCAAAAGUUUGUAAUUGAAUUACCCCCUUCUGAACAUAUGGUUGUAACAUUGGAUGCACAACCAAUAUCUGACACUGUAGUUAAUGGACAACUGACAUUCGUGAUUCAAACAAGUGGGACUGUGAAAUAUCAAACUAAUCCGUCACAGAAUUUCCAACAGAAUUUUAUUAUUACUGCACAAGGAGAUAAAUGGAAAAUUGUCAGUGAUUGCUUCCGAUUACAAGAAUAAUUCCAUUUUUGAUACCUUUUGUAUUAUGUAUUUGAUUAUUGAUGAUGUUUAAAUAAAAUAUUGUUCUUCAA
Molecule: messenger RNA, 761 nt
Organism: Aethina tumida (small hive beetle)
Lineage: Eukaryota; Metazoa; Arthropoda; Insecta; Coleoptera; Nitidulidae
Gene: Nxt1
Product: NTF2-related export protein
Exons: 4
Coding region: 283-690 (135 amino acids)
Biological process (GO): protein import into nucleus
Cellular component (GO): nuclear pore central transport channel
Source: RefSeq, a predicted model, not a curated record